AUGAAUUCCAACAGCAAAAACUCCGUUUCCGGCGAUCUUCUCUCCAAGAAACCUAAAGGAAAGGUCGCUGUCUCCUCCGCCGCACCGAUGAAACCCUCCGCCGCACCGACGAAACCCUCCGCCGCAUCGAUGAAACCCUCCGCCGCAGUGAUGAAACCUAUUGGUCAAUCCGGUGUAUCUUCAGCUAAAGAUGGCUCCGCUGAUUCCUCUUCGAAGAAACGUAAAGGCAAGGACGUUGUCUGCUCCGAUGUCCCCUCCGACAAAAACGAUGGCGUUGUGUUCUUCAAAAAUGUGACGAACGCACUCUCGAAGACACUUAUUGAUCUAGGGAUGCUUCUGAUCGACGAAGAGGGUACUGUGAUUCAGGGAUUCAUCCAACCAUCAAGUAUUGACACUUAUCUGCGACACAUGAUUCCCGGUUCCACCUACAGACUCAACAACUUUUUUGGUUCUAAGACCAAGAAGGUGUACCGGGUUGCUGAUCCAGACGUGACCAUUGCUUUCUCAUGGAACUCUGUCCUCUCUGUUCUCAAAGAAAGUUCGAUUCGGUUUCCUGAAGACCGAUUCCGUUUCCAUGGUUAUGAACAGUUCAAAGCGGCCUGUGACCUCAGAGGGGAUCUUGGUCAUAUGAUGAAGCUCAACAUAUGGGACAAGACAGCAACAGCCUUCUGGGAGAAGUUUAAAUCGCUUGGAAAACCUCCGAGUGUUAUCCUGAUGUUAGUAAGCUGCGUGGGAAUCAUAGUAGUAUUAGGUGUUGAGAACGACUGUGCUUUGUCUCUGUCAUCUCUAUCAUCUUCACGGGUGUUUUUUGAUAUGGAUGUUCAUCCAACCAGGGAGUAUCUGGCUUGGCUUAAAUCAAACUCGGAAGUUGCUUAUAGAGUUAAUGCUGAGAUUGUCACCAAGGCUGAGACAGCUACUAUAGGGGAGCUACUCACUUACAUGAAGCAGGAAGAAGCGAAGGUCGCUUGGUUUGAGUGUACGGCCACCAUUGAUGAUGUUGUGCGUGGUUCAGCAUGGUAUUACAUUUCUUGUGGUGGGUGCAAGACUAAGGCAACUAAAGGACCUACCACGCUUAUGUGUAAGAAGUGUAGAAAGACUGAGAUUACUGGUGCUGCAGAGUAA
Molecule: messenger RNA, 1122 nt
Organism: Brassica oleracea var. oleracea
Lineage: Eukaryota; Viridiplantae; Streptophyta; Magnoliopsida; Brassicales; Brassicaceae
Exons: 8
Coding region: 1-1122 (373 amino acids)
Source: RefSeq, a predicted model, not a curated record